AUGGCAGUGGGGACGAUGAGGCUGAUGUUAAUGGUGGCGUUUCUGGUGAUGACACAAGGAGGGGCUGAGGGAAGAACAGGAGCUUGUAUCCCUCUGAAGCACCCACUGCUGAGAACUGCAGGAGGACGAUUGAUACUCCGGGGUGGUGGGGAAGAUGAGGAGGCGGAAGAGGGAGAGGAGAUGGGAGAGGGCGAGGGCGAGGGCGAGGGCGAGGGCGAGGGCGAGGAUGUGAGUGAUGGUAUCAUGACUCUAGAGAAGGCAAUCAAGGAGGUUUUGCAUUACGCUGACAUUCACUCUGGAUUGGCACGUGGCUUGAAGGAAGUAUGCCAGUCUCUAGAGCGAGGGGACGCUCAGUUGGUGAUUCUUGCUGAAGAUUGCGACAACGAUACCUACGUCAAACUUGUGAAAGCUCUGUGCAAAGAGAAGGGCGUCUACUUGAUAAAAGUACCCUCCAAGGCCGACCUAGGAAAGUGGGCAGGGCAGGUGCGGCUCGACGCAGCCGGUGAUCCCAAGAAGAGCUGCAGCGCUUCAUCCAUUUCCAUCAAGGAAUUCGGAGAACAGUCGGAGGGGCUCUCCUUCUUGUUAGAGUACAUCAAGGAAAACGCGGAUACUUUAGAUGCCGAGUAG
This is a messenger RNA of Guillardia theta CCMP2712, 627 nucleotides long. Its product is annotated as small subunit ribosomal protein S12e, PPC-targeted. NCBI's taxonomy places the organism in Eukaryota, Cryptophyceae, Pyrenomonadales, Geminigeraceae. Gene Ontology annotation, biological process: translation. The transcript has 6 exons. The record is from RefSeq and is a predicted model, not a curated record. The coding region runs from base 1 to 627 and encodes 208 amino acids. Gene Ontology annotation, cellular component: ribosome; cytosolic small ribosomal subunit. Gene Ontology annotation, molecular function: structural constituent of ribosome.